Molecule: messenger RNA, 2012 nt
Organism: Teleopsis dalmanni
Lineage: Eukaryota; Metazoa; Arthropoda; Insecta; Diptera; Diopsidae
Gene: Nasp
Product: protein NASP homolog
Exons: 6
Coding region: 192-1493 (433 amino acids)
Biological process (GO): DNA replication-dependent chromatin assembly; CENP-A containing chromatin assembly
Cellular component (GO): nucleoplasm
Molecular function (GO): histone binding
Source: RefSeq, a predicted model, not a curated record
UGUUAAAAAGGGAAUACAGUAUUUGCAGACAAAUACACCAAAAAAUUUUUUUCCGCACAUACAAUUUUUGCGACAAAGCGCAUUCCGUGACAAUCUGUUAAACGAGUUGAAUAUUGGUUUCAAAUAAUAAAUUUGUUAAUUUUAUAAGAUAAUUACACCAUAUUGUAAGCUAAGUUUAAUUUAUAAUUGAAAUGUCUGCCGAUGAACAAAUUCCUGCACCUGCCACUACGGAGGAAAUUGGCGUUGACCACGAACGCAAUGAAAAAAUUUUAAAAGGCAAAGAACUUUAUAGUAAUGGUUCUAGAAACUUUCUUGUGAAGAGUUACUCUGAAGCAGCUGAUCAAUUAAGUCAAGUCUGUGGAAUUUAUGAAGAGUUGUAUGGCUCAUUAUCUACCGAAUUAGGGAUGCCAUAUUUAUUAUAUGCAAAAUCUUUGAUUGCUUUAGCGUUGGAUGAAAACAAAGUAAUAGAUGUACCCGAUGAAGAAGAAGAGGAUGGAGAUGAUGGUGAUGGUGAUGAUGAAAGUGGUGAAAAUGGCGAACAAAAUGACACAGAAAAUAAAACUGAUGAAGCAGAUUCUACUGCUGAAAACAGUAGUGGAAAUAAUGUUGUCGAUAGUGCAGAAGCCAAUAAGGAAUCCAUAGAUGAAGCAAUGGUGACCAGUACAGAAGAAGAAAAAAUAACUGAAGAGAAAGAUUUAACAAAUGGUUCAGCCGAUGCGACUGAUAGUAAAAGUGCUGCAAGUGCUGCGCCUAUAAAAGACAACGAAAAGCCCAGUACAUCUAACGGUGAGACUGAAAAUUGUGAAGACGAAGAGGAUGAUGCAGCUUCGAAUUUACAAUUGGCAUGGGAAAUUCUUGAAUUGGCAGCCAAAAUAUUUUCAGAGCAAGGUGCAAGUGGCCUAUCCAACUUGGCUGAAGUUCAAACUGAACUAGCAAAUAUUGAAUUCGAAAAUAAUAUUUUAGAUGCUGCACGUGAUGAUUACGGCAAAGCAUUAAAAAUAUACUCAGAACUUCCAACAAAUUAUAGACGCGCAAAAGCUGAAAUUCAUUACAAAAUCGGUUUAACAUAUUUAAUGCAGCAACUUAAUAAGGAAGGAGCUGAAUCGCUUAAAGAGGCUUGUAAAUUAAUAGAAGAAGAAAUUAAAGAUAUACAAGCAAAAACUGAUAUAAAUGAGAAAGAUAAAAACAACAUACAAGAUAUGGAAGAAACGAAACAGGAAAUUUGGGCGAAAAUAGCUGAAAUUGAAGAAACUCAAGCACAGAAUAUUGCCGAAGUACGUGCAGCACUAGAUAGCUAUAUAAAACCUGCACAAAAUGGAAAUGGGGCAGGUCCUUCUUCAUCUAGUAAUUCUGCAGACGCAGGUUCUUCUUCGGCAAUAAGUUCUUCAUCGAAACCAACAGAUAUUUCACAUUUAAUAAAACGUAAAAAACCCGAUGAUCCAAAUUCGGAGGCUGAAGCAAUUUCUUCUCCAGCUAAGAAGCCAGCAAUAUAAAACGCUGGUUAAUUUAAAAAUCAAAGGCUGCAUUCCAUUCACUUAAAUAAUUUAUUUAAAACCAGCCUAGAUCCAAGUUAUCGCAUUCAUAACGUAUAUUCACUUGCGCUUGGUUAUAUAAAUUUUAUAUAUUUUAAAGUAAUUAGAAUUUUUAUUUCACUUUUUACAUAAGUUAUAAACAUUAUCUUGAAAUUGUAUUUAUUAUAUAUUUAAAUUAAUUUUUUAAAAACGUUUUUCUAAUUUUGGUUACCUUUUUUUAAUUUUUAAUUAUGUUACUGAAAAUAUUUGCAUUAAUUUUUAUUAUUAAUUUUUUCACAUUUUUCAACAUUAUAACUACAGUCAAUUACGUUAUAAUAAAAUAUUGUUUCGUAGUGUUUGCUAUUAUGCUUUUUGUUUAUAACUAACGUCACAUCAUACAUUAGAUUAUUAAAUUUAUAAUAUUCAUUACUAGUAGUAAGAAUAAAUUUUAUAUAAAUAUAACAUUAAAUAUUUUUUAAUAUACCAAUCUUUUAAUAAAUA